Pomacea canaliculata is the source of this 2033-nucleotide messenger RNA. RefSeq names its product xylose isomerase-like. The record is from RefSeq and is a predicted model, not a curated record. The coding region runs from base 105 to 1487 and encodes 460 amino acids. The transcript is spliced from 15 exons. Gene Ontology annotation, molecular function: xylose isomerase activity. Gene Ontology annotation, biological process: carbohydrate metabolic process. Lineage: Eukaryota; Metazoa; Mollusca; Gastropoda; Architaenioglossa; Ampullariidae.
ACGUCUCGUGACAGUUACCCAGGGGGCGCUGCGUGUGAGCAGCGUGAGGACGGCAGAAGGGGAGUGCGCCUUGUUCACAGUUCAGCUCAAACGUGGAAAGAACAAUGUCGUCGUUUGCACCCGCCUCCGGUGAUGCAGCCGCAGCCAAGAACUUUGCUGCUUACGACCAGCAAAACGCCGAAUUUUUUGCAGGAAUCGGUAACAUCCCCUACAAACCUGAUGCAGGUCCCGACGAUGGCCUCGUUUUCAGACAGUACAACUCCAAGGAAGUGGUGAUGGGGAAAACCAUGGAAGAAUGGCUGCGUUUCUCUGUCUGCUUCUGGCACACUUUCCGCGGGACAGGUGCCGACCCGUUCGGAUUCCCUACUCUUGACCGACCUUGGGAUGACGGCAGCAACUCGAUGGCCAACGCCAAGCGUCGUCUGCGUGCUGCCUUUGAAUUUUUCUCCAAACUUGGCGUGAAAUACUGGACAUUCCACGACAGGGACAUCGCUCCUGAAGGCGCCACAGUAGAGGAAUCGGCCAAAAACCUGGACGAGAUCACGGAUUUGGCUCUGGAGCUGCAGAACAAGACUGAAGUGAAACUGCUGUGGGCGACUUGCAACCUGUUCUCCAGUCCUCGGUAUAUGAAUGGUGCCGCCACAAACCCAGAUGCCCACGUGGUUGCAUUUGCCGCUGCCCAGGUGAAGAAAGGACUGGAUGUAGCCAAAAAGCUGGGCGCGGAGAACUUUGUCUUCUGGGGAGGCCGUGAGGGCUAUCACUCACUGCUGAACACCAACGUGCGGGCGGAACUGGACCACCUGGCUGCCUUCUUCCGCAUGGCCAUCGCUUACAAAAAGAAAAUCGGGUUCAAUGGAGUUUUUCUGAUCGAGCCCAAGCCCAAGGAGCCCAGCAAGCAUCAGUAUGACUACGACGCCAUGACAGUCAUCGCCUUCCUCAAGACUUACGGGCUUGACGGCGAAGUCAAGCUGAACAUCGAGCCUAACCACACAACGCUUGCGGGCCAUUCCUACGAACACGAUAUCAUCAUGGCGUCUGCCUACGGCCUUCUGGGCUCUAUUGACGCCAACACGGGGUCCCCUGACCUGGGCUGGGACACGGAUCAGUUCCCCAUGGAUGUGCGCAACUGCACUAUGGUUGCUAAGACCAUUCUGGAGCAGGGCGGCAUCGCACCGGGAGGCUUGAACUUCGACUGCAAAGUCCGGCGGGAGUCUACAGAGCUUGCUGACAUGUUCACUGCUCACAUAGGUGGCAUGGAUACGCUGGCCCGCGGAUUGAGAUGUGCCGCCAAGAUUCUCGAGGACAAUGUGUUGCCCCGGUAUGUCAAGGAGAGAUACAGCAGCUUCAACAGCGGCAUAGGAGCCAAAAUUGCCAGCGGAGAGGCCACCCUAGAGGACUGCGAGGCGUAUGUAAAGGAGCAAGGAGAGCCUCAGCGGGCGUCAGGCAGGCAAGAGCUGUACGAGAGCAUCCUCAACUACUACAUCUAAGUUAUCGCGGCUCCCAGUCACCUUUUGGAACACGACUAACUCACCUGCCGCUCGACAUCGAUCAAGUCCGCGAUGUCACAUCACAAGCGUCACUCAUGUCUUCAUUCCUUUUGUUUGGCCAUUGUCACACACACACACAUACACACACUAAAAUACAUGCGUGGUCAAGAUUAGUUUCAUGGUGGUAGACACACGCCCUCAACUCCAGUAUCCAGAUUUACACAGACGACUGGUAAACUUCUACAACGACCUCGAAAUGACAACGUUUUUCGUAAAAACGCUGCAAUUGCAUUAAAAUGAAAUGGAGACGGUUGUAGGCUUAGCUGCAACUGCAGCCAUCGGCUUCGAAGCUAAACUGGCACGAAUAUGGAUGGCUAGGAAAGUGUGUCAUGAGUGUGAAAGGUCAGUGGCUCCGAUGUUGAACUGAUUCUUGAUGUUGUCUGCCCACUCUUGAGUGUGGUAUAGUUAAACGUUUCCUUGUAAAGUCGGUGUAAAAAUGUCCAGUGUAAAGAGUCUGGUUCAAACCAAUAAAUUUGUUUAAUCUUG